This is a messenger RNA of Gekko japonicus, 12741 nucleotides long. RefSeq names its product dynein, axonemal, heavy chain 1 (gene DNAH1). The transcript is spliced from 79 exons. The coding region runs from base 1 to 12741 and encodes 4246 amino acids. The record is from RefSeq and is a predicted model, not a curated record. Gene Ontology annotation, biological process: microtubule-based movement. NCBI's taxonomy places the organism in Eukaryota, Metazoa, Chordata, Lepidosauria, Squamata, Gekkonidae. Gene Ontology annotation, cellular component: dynein complex. Gene Ontology annotation, molecular function: minus-end-directed microtubule motor activity; ATP binding; dynein light intermediate chain binding.
AUGUCGGCCGAGACUCCUGCAAUCUCCCUAUUGAUGGCGACCAAGUCGACAUUGGGAGUCACCUUGAUCAGAAUGGAUAAAGCCAAGAAGGAAUUGAAAAACACACUGGGGCGGAGUCCCUAUCCUCCUUAUCCCAUAAGUCAGAUUUCAGACUCUCCAGGACCUAGCUCAGUUCCACCAGACAGUCUUCAAAGAACAGCGCAUAAGAAAUACCCAGUGAUUAAAGAACGAGGAUUUUACUCUGAUGUCCUUACACCUGGAGCCUCAGAUCUCUUGGGGGAUCUGUGCGCUGGUCCUAAUGUGUACAAGGACUUGUUGAAACAGUCAGAGCUUGAAGAGCACACACCAAAAGUCACAACAUUUGAUACUCCAGAGAAUAUUGGGCUUAUCUUGGACAGCCAAGAGAUUGGACAAACUACAGAAAUUAUCAAAGAGUCAGACUUUCCUCUGCAAGCAUAUAAGCCAAAAGUACAAGUUCCUUUUGAGGUACUUCCAGGCCAGUGCCCUCGGAAGAUAGAGAUUGAGAGGAGAAGGCGAUUAUAUCUCAGUUUAGAUAUCACUGAGCUAUUACUCAGUGCAGGCAUAGAUUCCAAUGAGCUGAUGCCAAGACACCAGGACCCUGCAAAUAUGCCAACCAUUGAGCAGAAGAAAGACCCUCUUUUCCCUAUCUAUCUUCCAUUACAGGUUUUUGACGAUGAAGAGUAUGAUUGCCGGAUUCCAGAAGAGUGGCUCUGGUUGGGUGUGGAGCCUGGAUCCCAAGACAGGAAACCAGUUCCAGGAAAAGCACUUCUACCAACAGAUGAUGUACUUGGGCACGAGGAUCCCAGAAGCCAAAAAUUGAUCUACAAGUGGAUAAAUGUUGGGGUCUUGGAUUAUGAUGAAGAGACAAAACUGUACUUGGUACAUAAGACGAACCCAUGGGGCCUUGUACGUGACAGAAAAGGGAGACCAGUACUCAACGGAGGAAUGACUGCAAAAGGGAGAGCCCCACUGAUGCCUUGUCAGUACUGGGUGCCCCGGGUCUGUUUGCUUUUUCUCGGAGAGGAUCCUCGCGUGUUUGCCCAGCGAGUAAUCUCUGCCAAUGACUUGCGGAAGAAAACACAGGCACUGUUAUUGUACAAUCUGUAUGUGGACUGUAUGCCUGUGGAUGGAUUGCAAAGCAUUGAAGAGAAAAGUCUUCUGCGGAUGAAGCAGUUGGCAAUGAACACUCCACGUCUGAGAAAGGGAAGUUUCGUUUUAAAUCGGAUGUACCACCUGAGGAAGGAAGUGUCCCUAGACUACGAACGUACCAUGAACAAGAUUAACUUUGACAGAAUUGUCACUUCCAAGCCUCAGACAUUCUCUUAUGUCACGCUGCCUGAGAAAGAGGAAGAGAAGGUGCCAGAGAAGGGUCUCAUUGAGGUCCCAGAGUACCCAUUUAAUGAGCAAAGAGAAGCUUUUAGCUUUGUCUCCCUCCUUACGCGACCAGAAGUCAUCAUGGCUUUGUGCCAGGUGCGGGAUGAAUGCAAUAAAACUGCUGUGAUGUCACUGUUCCAUUCAACCUUGACUAAGUAUGGCCGACUAGAGGAGUUUGAGCAGAUCCAGACGCAGACCUUUUCUCAGAUUUCAAUGUUCCUGAAAGAUACAUGGAUUAGUACUCUAAAGGUAGCAGUGAGAAGCAGUCUGAGGGACAUAGGCAAAGGCUGGUACAACCUAUAUGAGACCAAGUGGGAGGUGUACCAGAUGUCCAAGCUUCACCAGCUCAUGGAGCUUAUCAAGUUCAUGUUGCAGGACUCUGUACGAUACCUGGUCCAGGAUUCACUGGUUAAUUUCGUCCAGCUCUUUUUGGAUGCCUCCCAUAGUGUUCUGAAUUGCAGUGAAGAUAUGGUCUGGGGAGAUGACCUUGUUAACAGCCCAUACAAGCCACGAAAAAAUCCCGUGUUUUUAGUUGACUUGAUACUGGACAAUACCGGUGUUCAUUUCAGCACACCCUUGGAGAAUUUUGAGACCACAGUUGUUUCUCUGUUUAAUAAAGGGAUCUUGGCUACCCACACCAUACCACAGCUGGAGAAAUAUGUGCUUGAAAACAUAUUCAUCUGUGGGAUACCAUUGUUGGAAUCUGUCGGCAUCCAUGAGCCAGCUGUAGAAGAACUGCGCAAUACUAUGGCCACAUGCAUUCGCAAGGCACUGAUCCCUUUACAAGCAUAUGCCAAGAAUUAUGAAAAGUAUUUAGAAUUGAAUAAUCGUGAUAUCAACUCACUCCUAAAACCAUAUGAAACCCAGUGCCCCCCUGCUCAAGAAGUGAGAGCGAUGGUAAACACACAUUUGGAAGAAAAGGAGAUGCUGGACAACAGUUUGCCAGGCUCUAUAGUAAUUGGCCCCUUCCAUCUUGGUGUUGAAGGUGUAAGGCAAAACCUCUCCAAGAAAUGCAAAGCAUUGGCCACUUCUAUGCUGGACAUAUUGGCUAAGAAUCUACAUUGUCAAGUAGAAGAUAUAUGUGAAGCGUUCAAAGCCAUCAGCCGAAAGAUUUAUGAAAAACCAAACAGCAUUGAGGAGCUGGCUGAGCUGCGAGAGUGGAUGAAAGGAAUCCCUGAAAAGCUGAAAGUACAGGAGGAAUUGAUAAGUAAGGUCAUGGAAGAAUACGAAGUCAUGGAAGAAUUCCUCUACAACUUGACUCAAGACGACUUCAAUGACAAAUGGGCUGCAAGCAGCUGGCCUUCCAAGAUCAGUGGACAAAUUGAACUGGUACGGCAGCAGCACAUGGAAGAUGAGGAGAGGUUCCGAAAAAUUCAGUUCAUGGAUCAGACCAACUUCCAGGAACGGCUAGAUGGCCUUCAGCUUGCUGUGGCUGGGUUUUCUGCACACAUGGAUAUUAACCGGGCCCAUGAGAUAGCCAAUGAAGCAAGAAGAAUCAAGAAGCAAUUGAAGGACUCCCAGCAAAUGGCAUUACUCUACAACAAUAGGGAGCGAAUCUUUGGCAUGCCAGUUACUAGCUAUGAUAAAUUGACCAAGAUGGUUAAAGAUUUUCAGCCAUUCUAUGAUCUCUGGACUACAGCAUCAGAUUGGCUUCGCUGGUCUGAAAGCUGGAUGAAUGAUCCUCUUUCUGCAAUUGAUGCAGAGCAGCUGGAGAAGAAUGUCAACGAGUCUUUUAAGACAAUGCACAAGUGUGUGAAGCAGUUCAAGGAUAUUCCAGCAUGCCAAGAUGUGGCUGUGGAAAUCCGUGGCAAGAUUGAGGAAUUCAAACCAUACAUACCCCUUAUUCAAGGCCUGCGUAAUCCUGGUAUGCGCAACCGACAUUGGGAGAUGCUUUCAGAUGAGAUCAAAAUCAACGUGAAGCCCAAGGCCAAUUUGACAUUUGCACGCUGCCUGGACAUGAAGCUUCAGGAUCACAUUGAAGUCAUAGCCAAAAUAGCUGAGAUUGCUGGGAAAGAAUACUCCAUUGAGCAUGCCUUGGAUAAAAUGGAACAUGAAUGGGAAUCUAUCCUCUUCAAUAUUCUUCCCUACAAAGAAACAGGAACAUUUAUUAUGAAGAGCCCUGAUGAGGCUUCUCAACUUUUAGAUGAUCAUAUUGUCAUGACUCAAAGUAUGUCCUUCUCACCAUUCAAGAAGCCCUUUGAGGACAGGAUCAACACAUGGGAAAAUAAAUUGAAGAUGACACAGGAUGUUUUAGAGGAAUGGCUGACAUGCCAGCGUGCCUGGCUCUAUCUAGAGCCCAUUUUCAGCUCAGAAGAUAUCAAUAGGCAACUGCCAGUGGAAAGCAAACGAUACCAAACCAUGGAAAGGAUGUGGAGAAAGAUCAUGAAGAAUGCUGAGGAAAACAGAGAGGUGAUUACUGUGUGCCCUGAGCCCAGGCUGCUGGAAAAGUUGCGGGAAUGUAAUAAACUAUUGGACCUAGUACAGAAAGGCCUAAGUGAGUACUUGGAGACCAAGAGAGGAGCCUUUCCAAGAUUUUACUUCCUUUCUGAUGAUGAAUUGUUAGAAAUACUGUCUCAGACCAAGGACCCCACAGCUGUGCAGCCUCAUCUCCGCAAGUGUUUUGAGAAUAUUGCACGGCUGCUCUUUCAAGAAGAUCUCCAGAUUACACAUAUGUAUUCUGCAGAAGGGGAAGAAGUGAAGCUUUUCUCUCCCAUUUAUCCCACGGGCAAUGUGGAGGACUGGCUGCUGGAAGUUGAAAGGAUCAUGAGGGCUAGUGUGCGGGACAACAUUGAAAGAGCAAUCAAGGUUUAUCCACAUACACCACGGACUACAUGGGUCUUAGAUUGGCCAGGCCAGGUGACCAUUGCUGGAUGUCAAACAUUCUGGACAAAAGAAGUGUCAGAGGCCCUGGAAGCUGGGGAUUUGUCCUCCAGGCUGUUUGCACAGCUAAGUGUUCAGCUGAGUGAUCUAGUAGCACUUGUGCGAGGGAAGUUGUCUCGGAUGCAACGGGGGGUGUUAUCUGCUCUCAUUGUGAUUGAAGUCCAUGCCAAGGAUGUGGCAGCUAAACUCAUUGAAGAGAAUGUUAUGAGUGAAAAUGAUUUUGAAUGGAUUUCCCAGCUCAGAUACUAUUGGACAAGAGACGAUUUGUACAUCAGGGCAGUGAAUGCUGAAUUUAUAUAUGGCUACGAAUAUUUGGGCAACAGUGGGCGCCUGGUAAUCACCCCUCUCACUGACAGAUGCUACCUGACACUUACUGGAGCUUUGCACUUGAAAUUUGGAGGUGCCCCUGCGGGACCAGCUGGAACAGGCAAAACAGAAACAACUAAGGAUCUGGGCAAAGCUUUAGCUAUCCAGACUGUAGUGUUUAAUUGCUCUGAUCAGCUUGACUUCAUGGCAAUGGGAAAAUUCCUGAAAGGACUAGCCAGCUCAGGAGCAUGGGCUUGCUUUGAUGAGUUCAACCGCAUUGACAUUGAAGUGUUGUCUGUGGUAGCCCAACAGAUCACAACGAUUCAGAAGGCGCAGCAGCAAAGGGUGGAUCGCUUCAUGUUUGAAGGAGUUGAGAUUCCACUGGUCCCAUCUUGUGCAGUCUUCAUCACAAUGAACCCUGGCUAUGCAGGACGCACUGAAUUACCUGAUAACUUAAAGGCUCUUUUUCGUCCUGUGGCUAUGAUGGUUCCAGAUUACUCUAUGAUUGCUGAGAUUUCUCUGUAUUCCUUUGGGUUCAAUGAAGCCAAAGUGCUGGCAAAAAAAAUCACUACCACAUUCAAACUGUCUUCUGAACAGCUUAGUUCUCAGGAUCACUAUGACUUUGGAAUGAGAGCUGUGAAGACUGUCAUUUCAGCUGCUGGCAACCUCAAAAGAGAAAAUCCAACAAUGGAUGAGGAGCUUAUUUGUUUAAGGGCUAUCAAGGAUGUCAAUGUUCCCAAGUUCCUGCUGGAUGACCUCAAGCUUUUCAAUGGUAUAAUAUCUGACUUGUUUCCAUUGAUCAAAGAGGAGGCUAUUGACUAUGGCAUCCUGGAGGAAGCAAUUCGCAGAGCAUGUCGUAGAGACAACUUGAAGGAUGUUGAUGGUUUUGUGACUAAGUGUAUCCAGCUGUAUGAAACAACUGUGGUGCGGCAUGGCCUCAUGCUUGUGGGGCCCACCGGCUCUGGAAAAACUAAGUGUUACAAAGUUUUGGCAGCUGCAAUGACAUCUUUGAAAGGUCGGCCGUCAGUCAGUGGUGGAAACUAUGAAGCUGUCAAAUAUUAUAUACUGAAUCCCAAAUCUAUUACAAUGGGCCAGCUGUAUGGAGAGUUUGACUUGUUAACUCAUGAAUGGACAGAUGGUAUUCUUUCCUCACUCAUCCGAGUAGGAGCCGUUGCCACAGAUAACAACAAGAAAUGGUACAUGUUCGAUGGUCCUGUUGAUGCAGUUUGGAUUGAAAAUAUGAACACUGUGCUGGAUGACAACAAGAAGUUGUGUCUUAGCUCUGGUGAAAUCAUUAAGAUGACUGAGGCAAUGACCAUGAUGUUUGAAGUGCAGGAUUUAGCUGUUGCCUCUCCUGCCACUGUCUCCCGGUGUGGCAUGGUAUACCUGGAGCCAAGUAUUUUGGGACUGAAGCCCUUUACAGAAUGUUGGCUGAAGAAGAUUCCAGAUGUUAUAAAGCCAUUCUCAGAGCCACUGGAAUCUCUUUUUGACAGUUUCCUAGAGGAAUCCAUCAUAUUUGUGCGGAAAUCAGUGAAAGAGACAAUUGCCUCCACAGACUUUAACUUAACAAUGAGUCUCCUCAAAUUAUUGGACUGUUUCUUUCAACCCUUCAUUCCUGUUGAGGGAAUGAAAAGAAUGCCCCCAGAGAAGAUAGCCCGUAUCGGUGAGCUUAUUGAACCUUGGUUCAUAUUUGCCUUGAUUUGGAGUGUGGGUGCAACUGGGGAUGCCCAAAGCCGAGUAGUCUUCAGCACUUGGUUAAAGGCAACCAUGUCAGCCAAAGAGAUUGGUUUACUCUUCCCAGAUGAGGGGUUAGUCUAUGACUAUCAACUGGAUGAUGCUGGUAUUAGCAAUAUUGAGGAAGAGGAGGAUGAAGAUGUUGUUAAUGAGGUGGGAUGGGUGAGCUGGAUGGACUCCUCUGUGGAAUUUACCUUGGUGCCUGACACCAGCUUUUGUGACAUUAUCGUCCCCACAAUGAACACUAUCCAGAUGGCAUACCUGUUGGAAAUGUUACUCACUAACCAUAAGCCAGUUCUUUGCGUUGGUCCCACUGGUACUGGGAAGACACUCACUAUUGAAGAUAAGCUGCUGAAGAACUUGCCGCUAGAAUUUAUCAGCCACUUUCUAGUGUUUUCUGCUCGAACCUCAGCCAACCAAACUCAAGACCUCAUUGACAGCAAGCUGGAUAAAAGGCGUAAGGGAGUCUUUGGCCCUCCACUUGGCAGGUACUUCAUAUUUUUCAUAGAUGACUUGAACAUGCCAGCACUAGAGACCUAUGGUGCCCAGCCACCCAUUGAGCUUCUUCGGCAAUGGAUGGAUCACCAUGGCUGGUAUGACAGGAAACAAAUUGGUACCUUUAAAAAAUUGGUGGAUAUUAAUUUUGUCUGUGCCAUGGGACCACCUGGUGGAGGACGAAAUGCCAUCACCCCACGUCUAACACGGCAUUUCAACUAUCUUUCAUUCACCGAGAUGGAGGACAGCAGCAAGAAGAAAAUCUUCUCCACCAUUCUAGGCAGCUGGAUGGCUGGUAAACUAGGAGAAACGAGUUACAGAGAUCCAGUUCCUGGAUGUCUUGCUGUGGAGCACCUGAAUGAACCACUUGUUGAUGCUACUAUACGAGUAUAUUCAACCGUUACAUCUCAAUUGUUGCCCACUCCAGCAAAGUCUCAUUAUACGUUUAAUCUGAGGGAUCUCUCAAAAGUUUUCCAGGGAAUGCUUGUGGCAGAACCUGCCAAAAUCAUGGAUAAACUGCUCCUGCUGAGACUGUGGUAUCAUGAGACGUGCCGUGUUUUCCGUGACCGCUUGGUUAAUGAGGAGGACCGAACUUGGUUUGAUGAUUUGAUGAAGACCAUGAUGCUGGAAUGGGAAAUCACCUUUGAUGAAGUUGUUCCUUUCCAGCCUCUUCUUUAUGGGGAUUUUAUGAUGCCAGGUGCUGAUGUGAAGUUAUAUGAACUGAUUGAAAACAAAGAAAAGCUCAUACAGGUGAUUGAAGAGUAUAUGGAGGAGUACAAUCAGAUCAAUACCACCAAGAUGAAGCUAGUGCUUUUCAUGGAUGCUAUGGAGCAUAUUUGCCGUAUCACUCGUAUUCUACGCCAGGCACUGGGCAAUGCUCUUCUCUUGGGUGUUGGUGGCAGCGGAAGGCAAUCUCUCACAAAGUUGGCAUCUCACAUUGCUGAUUAUGAAUGUUUCCAGAUUGAGCUUUCUAAGAACUAUGGCAUGCCUGAGUGGCGAGAAGAUAUCAAAAAGAUCAUGUUGAAGGCUGGCCUGCACACUUUGUCCAUUACAUUUCUGUUCACAGAUACACAGAUUAAAAGUGAGUCCUUCCUUGAAGAUAUCAACAACCUGUUGAAUUCAGGGGACAUUCCCAACCUGUAUGCCCCAGAUGAACAGGACCAGAUUAUGACAGCUAUGAAGCCCAUUGUUCAGGACCAGGGGCUUCAGCCUACCAAGGCCAACCUGAUGGCUGCAUACACAGGGAGGGUGCGCAGUAAUAUCCAUACAGUCCUAUGCAUGAGUCCUAUUGGAGAAGUGUUCCGAGCACGACUCAGACAAUUCCCAUCUCUGGUGAACUGCUGUACUAUUGACUGGUUUAAUGAGUGGCCUGCAGAAGCCCUGCAGUCUGUGGCCUCUUCCUUCUUUCAAGAUAUUCCAGACCCUGAGGCCACCCCUGAAGUUAUAGAAGGAAUGAUUCAGACGUGUGUAGAAAUCCAUCAGAGUGUAGCACAGAAGUGCAAAGUGUAUCUGGCAGAACUAGGAAGACAUAAUUAUGUCACUCCAAAGAGCUACCUGGAGCUGCUCAGCAUCUUCACCACCUUGAUAGGGAAAAAGAAACAAGAGCUCAAAGUUGCCAAGACCAGAAUGAAGAGUGGCUUAGACAAACUUUUGAGAACAGCAGAAGAUGUAGCAAAAAUGCAGGAAGAGCUAGAAUUAGCACGCCCCCUGCUGGCAGAGGCUGCCAAGGACACACUGGUGACCAUGGAGCAGAUAGAGGUGGACACAGCUGUGGCAGAGGAGACCCGAAAUGCCGUGCAGGCAGAGGAAGUGAAAGCCAAAGUGAAAGCUCAGACGGCUCAGGCAAUUGCAGACGAUGCCCAGAAGGACCUGGCAGAAGCCCUCCCUGCUCUGGAUGCUGCCCUGGCCAGCUUACGGAAUCUCAACAAAAAUGAUGUUACUGAGGUGCGAACAAUGCAGCGUCCUCCACUAGGAGUGAAACUGGUGAUUGAAGCUGUCUGCAUUAUGAAGGGAGUCAAGCCCAAGAAAGUGGCAGGAGAGAAGCCAGGCUCUAAGAUAGAUGACUACUGGGAGCCUGGCAAAGGUCUCCUUCAGGAACCAGGGAAAUUUCUUGAAAGCUUGUUUAAAUACGAUAAAGAUAACAUUGCAGAUACAGUAAUCAAAUCAAUCCAGCCUUAUAUCGACAGUGAAGAAUUUCUGCCAGCAGCCAUAGCCAAAGUGUCCAAAGCCUGCACAUCUAUCUGCCAGUGGGUUCGAGCCAUGCAUAAGUACCACUUUGUGGCCAAAGCUGUGGAGCCAAAGCGACAAGCCCUUCGGGAGGCAGAAGAAGAUCUGCAGGCUACACAGAAGGUCCUGGAUGAGGCCAAGGAACGUUUAAGAGAAGUGGAGGAGGGUAUUUCCCAUCUGCAGGCCAAAUACAAAGGCACCUUAGCUACAAAGGAGGAGCUAGAGAUGAAGUGUGAACAGUGUGAGCAGAGACUGGGCCGGGCUGACAAGCUGAUUAAUGGCCUGUCUGACGAAAGGGUACGCUGGCAAGAAACAGUCCAGAAUCUGGAUUAUAUGAUCAACAACAUUUCAGGAGAUGUUCUGGUUUCAGCUGGCUUUAUAGCAUACCUGGGACCUUUCACAGGUCAAUACCGCAUAUCACUUUGUGAGGAAUGGAUAAGCACGUUAAAGUUGUAUCAUGUUCCGCACACCAAAGAACCAAACCUGAUAGCCACACUUGGAGACCCAGUAAAAAUCCGAUCAUGGCAGAUUGCUGGUCUACCCAAUGAUACCUUGUCUGUAGAGAAUGGAAUGAUAACACAGUUCUCUCAGCGCUGGACUCUGUUCAUAGACCCCCAGGGACAAGCCAACAAGUGGAUAAAAAACUUAGAGAAAGAUAGUGGACUAGACACAUCCAAGCUCAGUGAACGGGAUUUUCUGCGCAGCUUGGAGAAUGCUAUUCGCUUUGGAAAGCCCUUUCUCCUGGAGAAUGUAGGGGAAGAACUAGAUCCAGCUCUUGAGCCAGUCUUGUUGAAACAGACUUACAAACAACAAGGCAGCACGGUACUGAAAUUGGGAGACACAUUGAUUCCAUAUCAUGAAGACUUCAAGAUGUACAUCACCACCAACCUACCCAAUCCCCACUACACACCAGAGCUAUCCACCAAGCUGACACUAAUUAACUUCACCCUGUCACCCAGUGGCUUGGAGGACCAGUUACUGGGCCAAGUGGUGGCAGAAGAGCGCCCUGACUUAGAAGAGGCAAAGAACCAGCUGAUUGUCAGUAAUGCCAAAAUGCGGCAGGAGCUAAAAGAGAUAGAGGAUCAGAUCCUGUACCGUCUAAGCUCCUCUGAAGGAAAUCCUGUUGAUGAUUUAGAGCUCAUCAAAGUGUUGGAAGCAUCUAAGCUAAAAGCUGGGGAAAUUCAGGCCAAAGUGAAGGUAGCUGAGCAGACAGAAAAGGACAUCGAUAUUACCCGGCUGGAAUAUGUUCCUGUGGCUGUCCGCACCCAGAUUCUUUUCUUCUGCGUCUCAGACCUCUCCAACGUUGAUCCCAUGUACCAGUAUUCCUUAGAAUGGUUCCUCAACAUAUUUCUCACAGGAAUUUCAAACUCUGAGAGAGCAGACACACUGAAGAAGCGAAUAGCAAAUAUCAAUAAGUACCUCACCUUCAGCCUCUACAGCAAUGUAUGCCGCAGUCUCUUUGAGAAGCACAAGCUUAUGUUUGCAUUUCUCGUUGGGAUCCGGAUUAUGAUGAAUGAAGGCAAGAUCAACAUGGAUGAAUGGCGAUAUCUUUUGUCUGGUGGUGCUGUUAAGGUCCUGCGAGAUAAUCCAGCUCCAGAAUGGCUAUAUGAGAGGGCAUGGAAUGAUAUCUUGGCCUUAAGCAACCUGGACAAUUUUUCUAGCUUUGCAGAUGACUUUGUGGCAAAUCUGAAUAUUUUCCGAAUCAUUUUUGACAGCACUGAACCUCACAGAAUGCCACUGCCUGGCAUUUGGAACGUCAAACUGGAUUCCUUUCAGAAGUUGCUUGUUCUGCGGUGCUUACGUGGAGACAAAGUCACCAAUGCAAUGCAGGACUUUGUGGCGGCACACUUGGGGCAGAACUUUAUAGAGCCACAGACAGCAAACCUGAGUGUGGUGUUUAAGGAGUCUACUUCUACCACCCCCUUGAUAUUCAUCCUGUCCCCAGGUACAGACCCAGCCGCUGAUCUCUACAAGUUUGCUGAAGAAAUGAAGUUCUCCAAGAAGCUCUCUGCUAUUUCUCUUGGCCAAGGACAAGGUCCCCGUGCAGAAGCCAUGAUGCGCAGCGCUAUGGAACGUGGGAAGUGGGUCUUCUUCCAGAAUUGCCACUUGGCUCCAAGCUGGAUGCCAUCUUUGGAAAGACUCAUUGAAAGUAUUAACCCAGACAAGGUGCACCGGGACUUCCGCCUUUGGCUCACCAGUUUGCCUAGUAACAAGUUUCCAGUGUCCAUCCUCCAAAAUGGAUCCAAGAUGACAAUUGAGCCACCACGAGGAGUAAAGGCCAAUCUGCUGAAGUCUUACAUGAGCCUCAGCAAUGACUUCUUGAACUCCUGUUCUAAGAUUUCAGAGUUCAAGUCCUUGCUCCUCUCCCUUUGCCUCUUCCAUGGGAAUGCCCUGGAAAGGAGGAAGUUUGGGCCACUGGGCUUCAAUAUUCCUUAUGAGUUCACUGAUGGAGACCUGCGCAUCUGCAUAAGUCAGCUAAAGAUGUUCCUGGAUGAAUAUCAAGACAUCCCCUACAAAGUUCUGAAGUACACUGCUGGUGAGAUUAAUUAUGGAGGUCGAGUGACUGACGAUUGGGAUCGACGCUGCAUCAUGAAUAUUUUAGAAGAUUUCUAUAACCCAGAUGUUUUAAUUCCAGAGUUCCAUUAUUCAGAAUCUGGUAUCUAUAAGCAGAUUAAUACCACAUAUGACCUUAAUGGAUACAUUCAAUACAUCAAGAGCCUCCCCCUCAAUGACAUGCCUGAGAUCUUUGGUUUGCAUGACAAUGCUAACAUCACCUUUGCUCAGAAUGAGACCUUUGCAUUGCUCGGGGCCAUUAUUCAGCUCCAGCCAAAAGCAUCAAAGGCAGGAGGACGAAGCAGGGAGGAGCUUGUGGAACAAUCCUCAAGAGAGAUACUGGAAAAGGUACCUCAACCCAUCAACUUACAGGAAGUAAUGCUGAAAUACCCUGUGCAGUACGAGGAGUCCAUGAAUACAGUUCUGGUACAGGAGGUGAUCAGGUAUAAUCGCUUACUAGAAGUGAUUGCAGUGUCUCUGAAAGAUCUGCUGAAAGCUCUCAAAGGCCUAGUUGUUAUGUCAUCACAGCUAGAGCUGAUGGCCAACAGCUUGUAUAACAACAUAGUCCCAGAAAUGUGGAACAGCAAGGCAUACCCCUCCCUAAAACCCUUGGCUUCCUGGGUGAAUGACCUGCUGCUACGCAUUGAUUUCUUGAAAAAAUGGAUUGAUAAAGGGAUACCCCCUGUGUUCUGGAUCAGUGGCUUCUUCUUCCCCCAGGCCUUUUUAACAGGGACAUUACAGAAUUUUGCCAGGAAAUGCGUCAUAUCCAUAGAUACCAUCUCGUUUGAUUUUAAGGUAAUGAUCCAGCCUGCGAACGAACUAACUGAACGCCCUCGUGUGGGAUGUUACAUUCAUGGCUUAUUUCUGGAGGGGGCUCGGUGGGACCCAUUGUACUUUCAGCUCACAGAAUCACGGCCUAAAGAGCUGUACACAGAAAUGGCAGUCAUCUGGUUGGUUCCUGAGCCCAACCGCAAGCCUCCGAGCAAAGGCAUCUAUCUGUGUCCCAUCUAUAAGACACUCACUCGUGCAGGGACACUGUCAACAACUGGUCAUUCCACCAACUAUGUGAUUGCCGUUGAAAUCCCUACCCCCAAGCCUCAGAGGCACUGGAUCAAACGAGGUGUUGCCUUGAUUUGUGCCUUGGACUUCUAA